Molecule: messenger RNA, 1599 nt
Organism: Caenorhabditis angaria
Lineage: Eukaryota; Metazoa; Nematoda; Chromadorea; Rhabditida; Rhabditidae
Source: the annotation of a GenBank genome assembly
AUGAUGAUUUUCGGGGAGCAGCAGCACAUUUUCGAGGCGUCGGGUCUCGCCACGAAAUCUGUGAUUGUUUAUAGCGAUAGAGCGGAGGUGAAGCGGCUGGUUACGGUGGAUUUGGUGAAAGGGACACAUGAGAUUGUGGUGCAGGUGAGGGUUACUGUAAUCUGGGAAUUUUUGAUCUACAGGGGUUACUGUAAUCUAAAAUAUUCUGUAGUUUUGUUUUGAAAGCCUGGGUUUUUGGUGCCAAGAACCUUGAAUUUUUGAUCUACCAGAUCUGAUAAAUCUUGGUUACUGUAUUUUUUUCCACGUGGAUCCCGGAUUUUUCUGAAAUCCUCUUGAUCUACAGAAUUUCAUGAAAACUUUCUGGCGCGAAAAAUUUUGGACAAUUUUGAUCUACAGAAAUUUCUAGAAUUUCAAUUUUCCAACGUGAACUUUUACUUUUUUCUGUUUUUUUAAAAUUUUUAUUUCUCGAAAGUUGUAGAGUUUUUAGAUCUACAGUAACCCAAUUUUUUCAUAUCAAAAGUGCACCAAAAAUGACAUAAUCUGACCGAUUUCUGAUUCUUAUGAAACACACUUUGUUUGUUUGGUAAUUGUAUCAAAAAAAAGAAGAAUAGAUUAUAUGUCAAAAUUUGCACACUGUGCACUUUUUGGUGCUCAAAACUCAAAAACAACUCCAAAAAUGGGCCGCCUUAUCGCAUUUCGUCGCAACCCACGCGAUCAAAAAAAUGAAAAGAAAAACGUGCGAAAAUGAGCGAUUUUUUGCAGGAAAAUUAGUCAUUUUGCGAAAAAAAGAUCAGAUUUUCAGAAUGUUUCUGCUGUAAUUGAACGUCAAUCGGUUCGUGUGGACGGACACGGUGUUUUGAUUCAAGAGGUGCAAUAUCAGGAAAUGCCUAAUGAUAUGACUAUUGAGAAUGAUAAGGUAAGUUGGGCCUUAAAGUCGUUAGGGGGCUUGAGAACUUCAAGAAAGUAUACUGACCUUAGAUCUUGAGCUCUUUAAGACCCUAUCCUACUAAAACUUCUCUUUAAGUUAUCCGAAGUCCUAAGCCCUAAGCCUACAAACAACCUUGCGGUUCUCAGGUACUUCAAGAUUGCUUACAGGAUUCGAGCUAAAAAGCCUAGCCUAACUUUCUCCAGAUAAUCAACCUCGAGCACCAAAAACUAGACCUCGAAACCGAACGCUUCUGCCUCGACGACGAAUGUAUCUCAAUCCAAAAACGCAUCGAAGUUCUAGACGGUGUCGCCGCCCAAAUCUCCGCCUCCUCAGCCCCCACUCCACUCCAACCACUUCCACCAUGCCACGUGGCAUCGCAACCAAAUUUGCUAGCCCGUCGACACACGGUGAAUGAACCGCCGUCGCCGGGAAUUUUUACGGGGGCCGCGACGGAAACUGGACGAUUCUUCGGCGCCGCCGCUUUCAAUCAGGACAGUCUGGAGAAUCUGGCCAAGUUUUUGAAGUAUUAUGGAGAUGCGGUGCGAGAGAUGAAGAUCGAGUUGAGGAGGAAACAGAGGGAGAGUGAGAUGUUGACGGAGAGAAUCGAGCAAAUCGAGAGACAGGUUGAUCAGUUGAGAUGUGGUGCAGAGUAUGAUUCGGUUAAGAGGUGA